UUUACAAUUCUGUUGUAAAUAAACGAAUGACAGAGACGCUGCUGUUGAUAAUGAAAUUGCUACCAAAAUAUAUAAUCAAUACGGAAUCCCAAUACUCGACUGUGUAUCAAGGCUGGUGUGGCUACGUUGAUGUCAUUCCUACCCGCCAGUUUGCCUCCAGCCGCUAGAGUCAGUCUGUGUUGUGCAACACAGGUAGCUUGUGGCCAAUGCCACAGGCACAAUCUGCCGAGAGAAGUGGACUAUCGACCUAGAAAAGAGCUUGCAAGUUGGCCUCAAGAGACCUAUCUUGUGUUUGUGGACUCACCAGCACUAAACAAUUGUCAUGUCGGAGUUAAAUAAAGAGGUGGUGGAUUUGGUUUGGGGGAGACCCUCCAGUGGAGGAGUGUCUGCCUCCAUCUUCCGUAGAUGGACCCAAGGAUUUGUUUUUUGUGAGAAUGAGCAAACAGCACUGGAGCAGUUUGAAGGAGGACCUUGUGCUGUUAUUGCACCUGUCCAGGCUUUCCUCUUAAAGAACAUUCUCUUCAACAGAGAAAGUUCCAACUGGAGACAGAUGACAGAAGAGGAGCAGAAAACAGCACUGUGUUCCACACUGAGUGAAAUCCUGGAGUCUGCCUGCUCCAGCCCCUCUACAGGGUUCUGCCUGGUGACGUGGGCCAAGGGACAAAGCCCACAUACUAGCACACAGACACAGUCACAAAUGCAGGACAUGGCCGCACCAGAGAGCAGCCAGCCGCCACAGGAACAGCAGCCCACUGCUUUGGCUGUUGAGGUCCUUGGCUUUGAGCGAUUUCACAGUGUUCUCCAUAAGCGGACUGUAAUGUCAGUGUCUGGUCUCAGAGAAGAGGUGUUGUCUCUCUACCACACCUGGAGGGGGUGCUGUGGAGUCUUGCAUUUCCUCUACUCUGUCAUCCUCACCAAGGGCAUAGAGAAUAUAAGAAAUGAGAUCCAGGACACAAUGGAGCCUCUCAUAGAUCCUGUGCAUGGCCAUGGCAGUCAGAGCCUGGUGAACCUUCUUGUAAGUGGCCACGCUGUCUCUAAUGUCUGGGAUGGAGACAGGGAGUGCUCUGGCAUGAAACUACAUGGUAUUCAUAAACAGGCAUCAGUUGGCUUUCUUACGCUUAUGGAAUCAUUACGCUACUGCAAGGUUGGGGCAUUCCUCAAGUCUCCAAAGUUCCCUAUUUGGAUCCUUGGCAGUGAAACUCACCUCUCUGUGUUUUUCACCAAGGAGAUGUCCCUGGUAGGUCCAGAGUCUCCAUCAGAACAGGCAAGGAGGGUCUUCCAGUCAUACGAUCCUGAAGAUAAUGGCUUCAUCCCAGAGUCUCUGCUGGAGGACGUGAUGAAGGCCCUUGACCUUGUCUCAGAGCCCGAGUAUGUCAGUCUGGUGAAGAGUAAGCUGGAUCCAGAGAAUUUGGGCAUUAUUCUUCUGGGCCCGUUCCUGUUGGAGUUUUUCCCUGAUCAGGAUUCAGGAAUCCCAGACUCAUUUCCCAUCUACCACUACAAUGGACUUAAACAGUCCAACCACAACGAGAGGGUGGAGUAUGUGGAAGGGACGGCUUUGGUGCUGGGUUUUGAGGACCCGAUGGUUCGAACGGAUGACACUCCAGUCAAGCGCUGCCUGCAGACCAGGUGGCCCUACAUCGAGCUUCUGUGGACCACCGACCGUUCCCCGUCACUAAACUAGCACUGACACCCUGUACGUGGAUGGGCCGCUGCUACACACACACACACACACAUACACACACACACACGCACUCCUCUUCGGCUUCCCCCUCUGUACGCUGACCAUGAAAGGUCAGCAGGUCACAUCAACAUACACACAUACAACACAGACGAAUGAGAAUGACAAAAACACAAAUGCACACAAGAGACUAACAUAAACAUGUCCGUGGACUUAACAUACAUGCCUGAUAUCCAUUCUUCCAUCCUCACUCACACAUUCCACACAAAUUCUAACUCACCUUAACAGUUCAUGCUAUUGUCAGUUCACCAUGGCUUGUAAUUUACACACAGGAUGUUGAUGAUGUAAGUAUUUAAAAGACAAAAAAAAGAAUGACUUUUUGCAUUGACUAUUUUUACAGCUCUGCUCUGUGCCGAUAUCUCUGCUACAGUUAAGCAGUAGACCACUAGAAACUAUUUAGAGAGCAAACUGGUUUUGUUCAAGUGUGUCUCCAAAACACAUGCUGAACCUCAUGUACAGCCAGUCGACUGUGAAACACUACUGUUAAUCCAGCUACAGGACUGUUCGAGGGGAAACCUACCAAAGCCUUCCACAUAAAACACACACACACACACACACACACACACUGUCACACUCACUGAUAAGCGUUUACAGCGUAAAGGGACCAACCCAGACGCAGAGACCUGGAAAUGCGAACAGGAGGUUUCUUCAGUGUUUUCACAGAGAUUAAGCUGGUUUAGGUGCUCUGUUUGUGUGUGUGUGUGCUUCGUGCACCACACUAGGAUGUUGGCCAAGAGUUCAUGUAUUUAUUAUCACACUCAAAGGUUCGGGAAUAAACACUUUUUUUG
Perca flavescens (yellow perch) is the source of this 2526-nucleotide messenger RNA. It is a transcript of the gene mindy3, whose product is annotated as MINDY lysine 48 deubiquitinase 3. Lineage: Eukaryota; Metazoa; Chordata; Actinopteri; Perciformes; Percidae. The transcript has 16 exons. Gene Ontology annotation, molecular function: K48-linked deubiquitinase activity; cysteine-type deubiquitinase activity; calcium ion binding. The record is from RefSeq and is a predicted model, not a curated record. Gene Ontology annotation, biological process: protein K48-linked deubiquitination. Bases 323 to 1681 code for a protein of 452 amino acids.